UCAACAAUCAACAAAAACAUUGUCAACAUUGAAAAAAGUAUAGGUACCUACUGUGCAAGUUAAUUAGAGUCCCUAAAAUAAAUUUAGUGUUCUCCAUAGUUUAAGACAUGGUGCUAUCAUUCGAAGACUAACAUUCAUUUCACUUAGGGUCAUAGACAACAUUUUGUGGUAUACAUAUCAAGCUUAUGAUCGGUGAAUUCCCUGAUAAGCAACGACAGCUGUCAGUGAUAUACAAAUAUAUACUUAUUGCUUAUUGCAUUAUUCCUUAAAGUGAAACAAAAAGUCACAAGGUAAGGAAUAUUGAAUAGCGAGAAUUAAUUUUGAAAGUGAAAAACUUUGCAUUACAAUGGAUGAACACACCUCAACGGACACAGUGCAAGAAAGCUCAAAUCCAACAUUACAUGUUGAAGCACCAACAGAUUGUGACUUUAACUUAACCCCUGUACAAAUACAACAGCAAUAUUUUGAAAACUUAGGGGAUUGUAACUGGAUUAGAUAUGAAAAGUGCAAUAGAAAUCAUUUAUUGCAAAACUUGGCAUUUGGACUAUUUGGUCCUCCGAUUACUGAAGGGGAGCUGAUAGAAACGGAAAAAAUGAAUGCAAUUAAUCUUCAAGGAUACAAUUCCAGACAAAAAGAAAAAGUUGACUUAGUCUAUGCAAAAAUAUGUGAACAAGGUAAAUAUUCAUUUGAAGAUGAAAUUUACAUGUCGAAUUUACUGGUUGUUUGUGCACGUCCAAAGCCCAAGAAUUUUUUAAACAUUCAACCGUCGAAAUGUUGGAUUGAUCUACACGAACGGAGUGACUCCGAAAUAUGGCUCGUACCUGUCUUUUGCAUAAGAAAAUGUAUACCUAUAGAAAUGAAUGCGAAACCAUGCAAAAUAUAUAUUGAUGACAAUGCCCGGGUGUACCAUAGUUGGAAUGCUUACUUGACAGAAAACACAUUGGACAAAUGUGUUCUAAUAGUCCCUGAGAACGGAGAAUAUACCGGAACACUUACUGAGGACGGAACAGACUUCACGGUGAAUCUAACAGUGGCGCCGUCACCUGCCCUCGGACUGAAGUCACGCGUGUUGAGUUCGGUGGACACAGCGACCACGGUGGUCUCGCUGGGCGCCGUGGGAGUGGUCGGGGUGGCCGCGCUAACACCGGUGGCGCCCGUGCUGCUCGCAAGCGCGGCCACCGUCUCCGUCACCGCGGGAAUCUACGGGCUGAUCAGGUCUUCGUUGCAUUUACACGACCGAAGAACGCACGAACAGACCAUAAACGUGCGCAAUUCUGAAGCUCGUAACAGUUGGUUAAACGUAGCGACCUCGGGCGUGGGUCUCACGGCUGGAGCGGCCAGCAAUCUCCUGUCUAAAUCAGCAGCGGCCGGCACCAACCUCACUACGUCGGGGAGGUUCUUGACUAAGUCAGUCGACGUGCUGCGACACGUGAACCUUUUGACCGGAGCUGCGAGCUUUACUAAUGGCUUUGUGUAUCUUAUAAUACAGUACAGGAAACACGGUCAGAAGCCGAGUCGUAUUGAGAUAUUCCAAUUCGCCAUGUCGACGUUGUUCUUCUUCAACGCUGUCGUAUCGAAUCAGACGGCGCAAGAGAUCAUUGAGCAGAGUCAGGCGAACAAGAUAAAUGAGUUCCGCGAUACGCUCCGGAGUAAUCGGCACAGGAAAAUUUUCGAUAAGCUUUCCGCCGAAGCUAGACGAGUGCGGGGCACCGUUCAAGGUAACACCGAAGUCAUCCAGGGCAUCAAGAAUAUCGCUAACAAAGACGAAUACUUUGCGCAAGUUCUGAGCAUCAACAAGGACGUGAACCAGCACAGGCUCAGGAUAUCGAUGACGGCCGACGGCCGGGUCAUGUUGAACAACCAACACGGUUACAACCCGUCCGAGUUACACUCGCUCGGCUCGGAAGGGAGAUCGCAAAUAUUCACCGAAAUCGGCCCAGCCCCCCCGGGGCCUGCUAAUGUGUCCACACGUCUGAACUCGCCCGUCAACAGAGUGGACAACUACUUCGGAGUAGACGACGAAGAAGGCCAUCUAUUAGUCGGCAUCCGUCCAGAAGAGAUACUCCAAAUCGGCACAUAUUUCGUGCGUAUCAGCUCGUCGGGCACCGAUGAAAUAGUUUCGAUGCUCCAAAAUCUCUCCGAAGAGGUCUAUACGAAUUUGAUGACCCUAUCCUUUAAUCUGCUGUCGAAACUUGUGCCAAGCGAAAUUGCCAAUCUGAAAUUGCUCGAUCCGGAGCGAGAUUUGAUUUCGCAGGUAGUUGAAUUUGUUUUCAAUUACAUGAAACAGCGGAGACCGUUCGGGGAAGCGAGACACGACGAUAACGGAAUCGUUGAAGUAGUAAAAGACUUCUUUCACGAUGGCCGAGUUAAUCAAGACACGAUAUUGCGAUUGAAGAAAGAUUUAAUCGAAUGGCUGGACGCUGAAAUUACACGUAAAAAUGAGCUAAAUCCUAAUAAGAAAUCCUUAAUCUGCAAUCUGUGUAAAGGAGUUAGAUACGCUUAAAAGUUUUUUUUUUUUGUAAAUUUACAGCUGUUUUUUUUUAAAGUGUUUAUUCAUCGGUUUUUUUUUUCCUUUUCUUAUAGUUUAAAACAAACCAAAUUUUAAUAUGUUAAACAAGAAUAACGUUUGGUAGUAUUGUUUGAUAAGUAGUAAAAAUAUAAGGAAACUAUAUCCCAUACAUAUCAAUCAAGUUAAUAAAUAUUUAAUAUAUAGCAUAUUAUUCAAUUAUUUUAUAGAGUAUUCAAUGAUUUUUAAAAUGUUAAAUGUAACGAUGUGUUACGAAAAUUAUUGGCUGUGUCGUGUGAAAUUAGAAUAGUAAGUACGUUUUUUGCCCAUAGGAGAAAUUUAUCUCCGGAAAUACGCUGUAUGUAAAGGCAGAAGUUUCAGGCAAAUCAAACCCGCAAAAUUAUAAUUUGCGUAAUCACUGGUGGUAGGACCUCUUGGGAGUCCGCACGGGUAGGUACCACCACCCCGCCUAUUUCCGCCGUGAAGCAGUAAUGCGUUUCGGUUCGAAGGUUGGGGUAGCCGUUGUAACUAUACUGAGACCUUAGAACUUAUAUCUCGAGGUGGGUGGUGCAGUUACAUUGUAGAUGUCUAUAGGCUCCAGUAACCACUUAACACCAGGUGGGCUGUGAACUCGUCCACCCACCUAAGCAAUAAAAAAAAAAAAAGUAGAAAUGUAUUCUACUGUAGUAGUGAGUGCUCGAAACAAUAUAAUUUAUCCCCUUUUAUUUUCUUCUACCUAUACUAUUAACUUCGAAGGGUUAUACCAGAUUCGCCGAGCUAGUAAAUGAGCUCACGGGGCUCUAACCAGAGGUCGUUGCUAACACUAGCCCUAGCAAGCCCUAGCCUUUUACUUUACUGGUGGUAGGACCUCUUGUGAGUCCGCGCGGGUAGGUACCACCACCCUGCCUAUUUCUGCCGCGAAACAGUCGUUUCGGUUUGAACGGUGGAGCAGCCGUUGUAACUAUACUUGAGACCUUAGAACUUAUAUCUCAAGGUGGAUGGCGCAUUUACGUCGUAGAUGUCUAUGGGCUCCAGUAACCACUUAACACCAAAUGGGCUGUGAGCUCGUCCAACACUUCUGCAACGCGUUUCCUUUAACGCGGAACCAAUCUACCGUGUUAUAGAGGAGAUUACUGUAUUAAAAUUUUAAUACAUUGUAUUAAUAAUACAAUAAGGUAUAUAAUAUUAAUAAUGCUAUAUAUUAUACAUACCUUAGCACAAACCGAAUAGAAAUAGUUACAUGUAACUUAUACGCAUAGCUUGAGAUUAUUGAGCCUUCAAUAUAGUUGCGUAUAUAUGUAUUAUAUUAUUAGGAAGUAUUAAAAAAAAUGUACUAAAAUAUAUUUAAUUGGAAAUGCACACUGUGAGUCUUAAUAAUAUCAUUUUCUCGCAUUAAAACUGUAUAACUUCGAUCAACAAUUGUAACUAGAUAAAGGGACACGUACAAAAUCGAAGCAAAAACUGUCCGCGUGAAUAUACAUACAUACAUAGCUACGUUGGUUUACAACAAACGGAGAAAAAAGUUUUGAAACAGUUUUAAGUUCAAACUAAUUACAACUAUGCCACCUAGUAAUAAAGUUCCAAAUCUCCAAAACAUUAUCUAAUACUUACAAUCAUUCGUCACAAAGCAAUAAAUUACUCCUGUCACUUACAAAUGAAAAGGCAUAUGUUAAACAAUCUUUAAUGUUAAAUCAACUUUAUGCGCCAACAAAUAAAGUAACUUUUUCCGUUAUAGCUUUGAGAACUAACAUCGUUUUGUUUUAUUUAUUUUUGCUUCUUGAAAUUUCAAUUUCUAUUUACUACAGGAGGUAACGGAGUCGCGUUGAACAGUGAAAUAAUUUAUUAUAUGAAUAAAAGUAAAAGUUUAGUUGUUUACUUUUUAUGUUUUGAGGAUUUAUGUUUGUUAGUAUCUAUACAUUACUUAUUAUUUUAUUAGCGUUACGUUUUGUGUAAUAGAUAUUUUUAUAGUAUAUUUUUAGGUUUUCGCGACUAGUACAUAUAAUAAAACAACGUUUAAACGGUUUUAAGCGCGAUAUUUUUAUUACAAUGCUUCGGCCACGUUUCAGUAGCCGUGAACACGGAAGGCAAAGAUGUCCAGUGUCAAUGAGUGGAGUUCCUAGCUGGCUUAUAAAAGUAAUCUCUUCUUUCUCUGGCGACAAUCGAGAUCCAUUCUGCACACGUGAUUGCUAAAAUAAAAAAGAAAAGCCAAGUAUCCAAUGAGAAUCCAACAAACAGACACAAAAGCAGAAUUAACCAAUUUUAACUAACCAAUUUUGAAGUACUGCUAACAAAUUUUUAAAAAUUAUUACAACACAAAUCUACUCCAUGCAUUUACUUUUCUGUUAAACAAAAAUUUUGUCCAAGUGUUGGCGAGCCUUGGCCAACAUUUGUAGCGGUGGUUAAAAAUCGGUAAUUUUGUUUAAAAUGUAAUAUUAUUUAUUAGUUUAAAGCUUAAAAUAUAACGUAUACUUCAUGUACUUACCGAAAGUAAGAAACUCCGGCCGUUAAAUUGCUUUUUCGGGCAUUUUUUGCAACUUUUGAAUACACACUGCGGCAUUGUGAGACGGGUUGACAUUGGCUGUGCCUGAAGUGAACUAAACAAAAUAAGAGCUCACAUUUCAAGUGCGCUGUUAUUUAAUGAGACGGAUUUUUGCACCGAUCCGAAAUCUAGUUACUAUUGUUGAUCGAAGCUGUAUAAUCUCAAAACUUACUUAUUUUGCAGGAGAGUGUUUUAAAGGUUUGACAUAUUGUGAUAUUUUUAAUAUUAAUCAUAUUUGCAACAUUUAAUUUUUAUUUUUUACCAGUUACAUUAUCUGUAUUUUAAAGUAAGAUAAAAUUAUAUAUUAAUUUUGUUAAUAGUAGACACACAACAUAGAUAAACUAAAAAAAAAAAAAACUAAACUACGCUCUUUUGACAGUAUUUAUGAGAAAAAUACUGGUGAUACCAAAUGAUUCCGCAUAUUAACUCAAUUUCGAAUGUAUUUGGAAAUUGUACACUUUUAAUGCGAAAAGACGAUAUAUUAAGUUGUUUGAUUUUGACAUUUGAAUAACCAAUUCGGUUGGUUAUUUAACAAUUAAUUGGUACCAUUACUUAUUUAAGAAACUUCGCCAAUGAAUAUAACUUUAAAUUAAUAAAAUCUACUUUCUGAAACUUUAAAUUUCAUAUAGUAGUUAGUGCCAAUUUGUGCCCCUUGCUUAUAGCCUAUACCUUCCAUAGUGCCGACUCGACAAGAUUGAAGUUUUCGGAAGACAAAACAAUAUCCUUAGCUCUAAAAAAAGUAUUAAACAAUAUAACUAAAUUGGUCCUGCAUAGUGCUCCUCAAGGUCAAAAUUCGACCAUUAGAACUGAUGCUUCAAGGUUGAGAAUUCCUUUCCAUGUAUAACGUUUUCUCUUCUGUCUGUUUCGUUACAAACAUUUUUCUAUGGGAAAAGUGAAUAAAAUUUCCGGCCUUUUUUAAUUGGCAAUACUAAAGUUUGUAAACUACAAAACAUGAUAAAAGAGUAAUUCGGUCGACAAACAUAGGAAAAAGAUUCUUGUACUGUUUCAUUUUUGCUACUAAAAAUAUAUAUUAUUUUAUAUGGAUAGACAUUUUGUAUAUUAAGUUUGGGUGAUUUUAAAAGUACUAGUGGCCCCGCAGUAUUCGAGAUUCGACUAUAAUUAAUUGAAAUUAUAAAUUCAAACAUUAUGGUUCUAUUGUCAAACACUAUGACAUUUCGAUAUUAUCACAGUAUUCGCCAAAACUGCACUAUAGAUCAAUAAUAUUAAAGACAAACAAUAUUAAUCUAUUUUCAAUUCGACCACAGACUUUAAACAAUAACAAAAGCUUCCCAAUUGACAGUAAACAAAGAAUAUAUUUUUAUGUAUGUGUUGUGUCAAAUAAAUGGUAGUGUGUGUAAUGUUUUCUUUAUUGAUUUAAAGUAUCUUUUAUGCAUUAUUUGAAAAAAAUAUUAGCAUUGUGCACUCCUUCUCUAUAAGCGUGAGAAAUUUCAUACUCCUCCGUCCGCGCAAUUUUCGUAAAAAGGGGUACAAAGUUUUUGCUUCACGUAUUAAUAUUAAAAUUAAAAAUUUAAAUGUUACUUUUAGCAAUCGUUCAUAUUGUAUCAUUUGCUGAAGCAUUCUGAAGCUGCAAAAGGUAUAUUAGUAUUUGCACACACCUCCAUUUGUAAAACGUUAUUAUGUUCGUUUAGAAGGAAAUGUUUUGAGAAGAUGACAUGUCAACAAUGUAAUAAACAUAUAUUAUUGUUAUCGUCAGUUUUGCAAACCGUACUUUUAUGGUUUUUAUGGCAAAAUUUAGUCAAAAUGUAUAUUUUGAAUCAUGUGACCACAGCCAAGAAUAUAUUUUAUAAAGAAUAUACUAUUUGUAGCCACGAUAGUGGUUUUGCUACAGUGACUGUCUUGAAUUAAUUUGGAGUUGAUUUUUAAUAAAACUGGACUUCCCAACCACAAUUAUUCUUGAACACAUAACCAGUGCCUUCAUGCAAUGUAAGCUUAAUCGUAACGUGGCCUUAUGUAGUACGUAACAUAUACCUAUUAAAAAUAAACUAUCUUAUAUAAUGAUA
This is a messenger RNA of Bombyx mori (domestic silkworm), 7066 nucleotides long. RefSeq lists its product as uncharacterized. The record is from RefSeq and is a predicted model, not a curated record. Bases 347 to 2503 code for a protein of 718 amino acids. NCBI's taxonomy places the organism in Eukaryota, Metazoa, Arthropoda, Insecta, Lepidoptera, Bombycidae. The transcript is spliced from 10 exons.